CCCCCCCCUCAUCAACGUACAAUUGCUUAUUAUGAAUGCAUUUUGCAUUUGCGCAACGACGCACGUUCAUGAACAAUUCGUAUCUGGACGUGGCUCAUCCCUAAUUGCCCCAAUUUGAGUCAAGUCACGGUGAGUCAGUGUUCGGGCUUGUUCGCGCAACAUUCUCCAUCGCAUGAGCCAUCAGCAUUGCAACUCCAACUGUAACCAUACACUCUCGACGCUGUACACACAGUCCCUCACAGAGCUCGACUUUGAACGGUCAAUUCAUGGCUGUGCUCAACGUGGAGAUGUGGCAAAGGUCAGGAAAUGGCUUUUGAAAUGUUGUCCUGAUGAACGAGAUCGUGCAGGAUACACGGCCCUGCACUAUGCGGCCCGUCAGGGACAUGUCGAUGUUUGCAGAGUCAUUCUCGAAAGCGGAGGAGACCCAAAUGCGAAAACGCACGAGAUUGGGGCGACACCACUUCAUAAAGCAAUUCUUUCCCGUAACUUUCCGACGGUUGACCUCCUUCUCUCUUAUGACGCACUAGCUGAUAUGGCAGAUAAUGACGGGCGAACACCAUGGCAUGUAGCCGCUUGCGUUGGGGAUGUAAACAUUCUCAGAAGAAUGCUUCAGAUCUCGAGAGGGGUGGCUAUGGUGAAGGAUAAGCACGGGAGAUUACCUGUUGAUCUCGCAAAGAGUGAGGAGAUUGUCGUCAUACUACAGUGAUCUCAUGCUAUGUACAUCGAUUGGGACGCUUGCCUUGUUUGUUUUUUAUUUGUUUCUUUGCUUGCAAUGGCGGGUAUUCACCAAAACGUGAACCCGGGCCCGGGCUUUUUUGUGAAAUUCCCGCCCAUACUCUAUGUGUACAGCAUCUGGCGGGUACGCCGUUCCGCUGCAUUGGACUCAAUACAAAGAAUGAAAGGGAAAUCAUUAUUAAGGGAUCACACUACAAAAACUCUCCAAAACCCCGCUAUGAACACAUGGG
Molecule: messenger RNA, 965 nt
Organism: Spizellomyces punctatus DAOM BR117
Lineage: Eukaryota; Fungi; Chytridiomycota; Chytridiomycetes; Spizellomycetales; Spizellomycetaceae
Exons: 3
Coding region: 173-706 (177 amino acids)
Molecular function (GO): protein binding
Source: RefSeq, a predicted model, not a curated record